Eutrema salsugineum is the source of this 1013-nucleotide messenger RNA. RefSeq names its product ER membrane protein complex subunit 4. The record is from RefSeq and is a predicted model, not a curated record. Lineage: Eukaryota; Viridiplantae; Streptophyta; Magnoliopsida; Brassicales; Brassicaceae. The transcript is spliced from 6 exons. Gene Ontology annotation, cellular component: EMC complex. Gene Ontology annotation, biological process: protein folding in endoplasmic reticulum. The coding region runs from base 155 to 697 and encodes 180 amino acids.
UUUUUUAAGCUUUCCUUCUCAGUUUCAGAAACGAAAAAAAGAAAAAGAAAAAACUAUUUACAAGGAAACAUCUAAAUCGUAUGAAAAUAAAUCCGAUCUAGGCCUCUUCUUCCCCGAUUUCUCUCUCUGUCUCGUCGAUCGAAGACCUUAGGUAAUGGAUAAAGGCAAAGCAGUGAUGGGUACUGGUCGGAGAUGGGCCGUCGAUUUCUCCGAUCAGUCCACUGUUCCAUCUUCCCGCGACAUCCUCGAUCCCCCUGGCUUCUCUCGUGCUUCUCCGGAACAGGAUGAUUCAGCAACCAGCCGCCAAAAGAAAGACGCUGAAGCUAAUUGGAAACUUCAGAAAGCAUGGGAAGUAGCGCAAUCUCCAUUUAAGAAUUUGAUGAUGAUGGGUUUCAUGAUGUGGAUGGCUGGAAACACAGUUCAUCUAUUUAGCAUUGGUAUUACAUUCUCUGCUCUUUGGCAGCCUAUCAGUGCUCUCCAGAGUGUUGGAAAGAUUUUUGAGCCAUUCAAGGAUAAUAAGGUGGAACUACUGAUGCCGAAACUUUUGUUUCUUGCCCUAAACCUUGGAGGGUUAGCUUUGGGUAUCUGGAAGCUCAACACUUUGGGGCUCCUUCCAACACAUGCAUCAGAUUGGGUUUCAUCUCUACCCCCUCCUCAGGAGGUUGAACACUCGGGGGGAGGGUUCGUUUUCCACUGAUGAAUCUGUGUCUUUUGUAUUUUAAAUAAACCACUUAAAAUCGCGAGAAGACAAAAAUAUUUUAUGAGAUAACUGAACCAGAUACUCAAGUGAUUUUUUUCAAUCCUGUCAUGAGGGGAAGCUUCAUGUGGACCUUCUCAUCUUGUCAUCUUCUUGUAGCAAUUUCAAAAGUCAUAUACUAUAGCUUUUUCACUUUUAAGUAUGAUGUUCAUUGUUCAUCAUAACCAUUAAUGUAUUAUUGACACUGAAGGGACCUAUUUCCCAGCUUUUUGUUUUUCAUCUUUUUAGACAGUAAUGGAUAAUGUUUCAGGCUAAA